Molecule: messenger RNA, 4117 nt
Organism: Cynoglossus semilaevis (tongue sole)
Lineage: Eukaryota; Metazoa; Chordata; Actinopteri; Pleuronectiformes; Cynoglossidae
Product: kinesin-like protein KIF3C
Exons: 7
Coding region: 997-3135 (712 amino acids)
Biological process (GO): mitotic cell cycle; microtubule-based movement
Cellular component (GO): microtubule
Molecular function (GO): ATP binding; microtubule binding; microtubule motor activity
Source: RefSeq, a predicted model, not a curated record
CGAAACAGGCUCAUCACCUUUUAGAAGUUUUCUUGAUUCAUUUUAAAUCUGAUUUAGUUUUUCUUAUCAAUAGUUUUUGGCUAACUUUGAGAGUUUUUUAUUCUCUGUUUACAUUAUAACAGUAGUGAAUUACAUAUUUUGCUACUAAAGAUAGGCUAAGUUCAUUUCGUUAAACAUGCUAAAUUUCCGAUGUAUGUUGUUAUUGUCAAAAUUGUAACCACUAUUAUGUUGAUAUGCUAAAUUUAUGGCUAACGUCUAUAAAUUAUGUAAUGUUUUCGAGUUUUCGGCAAUCGUUGCCCUUUUUUUAGCUUAAUCACAUUAGCUCAAAUAAGUACUUCUAGUUAUUUGAGCUAAUGUGUGAUUGUUUAGCCCUUUAACGUCUAUCUUUUGCCUUUGUAUAUCAAAAAUAGUGGGCCUGUUUAAAAGACAUCAAAAAUAAAGACAUUAUUUUUUAAUGAUGUUUAUUUUCUUGUUGAUUUCAGAGUGUGAAUAUGAAACCACAGCACCUUAUGUAAUAAAACAGUUGAUGGUUUAACUUGAUGGCAUUGUUUAAUUUAGUCUGAGGGUAAUAAAUCAAUAUAACAGAAUCGGAGCGUGACUGUGGUUUUCUGCUCCAAUCCUCUGUCGCUGAGCAGGUCACAUGUCUGUGUUCAUUGUCCGCAGAGCAGGGUGUGAACAGUGGGAGAACGAGCGUGGGUUGGGCGGCAGUUUUUUCCGGCAGCAUCAGCAUCACUUGUCAACAUUCUCAGCCUUCUGUCAUCGUUUUCUGUCAUCUUUGGUAAAGAUGCUGCGUGCGGAGGACGAAGAUGAUGAGGAUAGUUUCGCUGAUCGGAUUCUCACAUGAGGUGUGUCCGUUUGUCUGACUGUCUGUUUAUCGCCACCUGUGUGGAGGAGAGAAGGCAAAACUGCGGCCAUCGCCCCUCAGAGAUGAUGGCUAUGUGUUGUUGUGACGUACACAUGUUUACUCUUUGAAUUUAUUAUUUCUGAGCUAAGGAAAUGUCUAAGACCAAACAGAGUGAGUCGUUGAGGGUGGUGGUCCGCUGUCGGCCGCUCAGCAGGAGAGAGGAGCUCUCAGGGUGUGAAAACAUCCUGGAUGUGGACGAGAAACUGGGCCAGAUCACCAUCAGGAAACCAAGGGCUCCACCUGAGGAACCCAUGAAGGUUUUCACGUUUGAUUCUGUCUACGGCAUUGAGUCCAAGCAGAGGGACAUUUAUGAUGAUGCGGUGAGACCUAUUGUGGAGUCGGUGGUGCAGGGAUUCAAUGGAACCAUUUUUGCCUAUGGACAGAGUGGGACAGGUAAAACGCACACCAUGCAGGGGGUCUCCAACGACGUGGAACGGAGAGGGGUUAUACCCAACUCAUUUCAGCACAUUUUCACUCAGAUCUCCAGGACUCAGAAUCAGAAAUUCCUGGUGCGGUCCUCCUAUCUGGAGAUCUACCAGGAGGAGAUUAGGGAUCUGCUGUGCAAGGACAACAACAGAAAGCUGGAGCUCAAAGAGAAUCCAGAGUUCGGGGUCUACGUCAAGGACUUAUCCGCUGUCGUGACCAAGAACGCCACAGAGAUUGAGCAUGUCAUGAACAUGGGAAACCAGUCCAGGUCUGUGGGGUUCACCAACAUCAACGAGCGCAGCUCCAGAUCUCAUGCCAUCUUUGUCGUCACCGUGGAGUGCAGUGAGGUGGGGCCAGACGGUGAGGACCACAUCCGGGUUGGAAAGCUGAACAUGGUUGAUCUGGCAGGGAGUGAGCGUCAGAGCAAGUCUGGGGCCAAAGGAAAGCGACUGAAGGAAGCAGCAAAAAUCAACCUGUCUCUGUCAGCGUUAGGUAACGUCAUUUCAGCGCUGGUGGACGGCAAGAGCAGCCACAUUCCGUACAGAGACUCCAAACUGACCCGCCUGCUUCAAGACUCACUGGGGGGAAACGCAAAGACGGUUAUGAUCGCCACAGUGGGGCCUUCGCACAAAUGUUUUGAUGAAUCCCUGGCCACACUCAGGUACGCCAGCAGGGCCAAGAACAUCAAGAACAAGCCUCGCAUCAACGAGGACCCCAAAGACGCUCUGCUGAGGGAGUUUCAGGAGGAGAUUGCACGUCUGAAGGCGCAGCUGGAGAGACAAGGGAUGCUCGCAAAGGAGAGGAGGAUGAGAAGGAACAGUAGAAGACUGAGUAAGAAUAUGGCUGGGAUGGAGGACGACAUCCUUAAGGAAAUGGAUGAGGAGGUUUGGAAGGAUAAAACAAUGGAGAAACAUCAUAAUGACAGGCCCAAGAGUUUAAUCUGCCCUGGAAGUGGUGAAAGGUUGAAGCCGCUGCAUGAGCACAGACGAAGUCUCGGAGACUUACAGUGGGAUCAGGAGGCUUUGGAGAAGAUCAUAGAAAAGUAUCAGACCAUGGAGAGCAAAUUGUUGGUGGGAGGAAAGACUAUAAUUGAUCACACCAAUGAACAACAGAAGAUGCUGGAGCAGAAGAGGCAGGAGAUUUCAGAACAGAUAAGACGAGAACGAGAGAUCCAGCAGCAGAUGAUGCUGCAGGAUGAGGAGACCUUAGAAAUGAGAGAAACGUUCUCCACCAUGCAGCAGGAGGUGGAAUUGAAGACAAAGAAGCUGAGGAGGAUUUUUGCCAAACUGCAGCUGGUGAAGGCAGAGAUGAGAGAUGUCAUGGAUGAACACAUCACCACCAGACAGGAGCUUGAGCAGACGCAGAAUGAGCUCACCAGAGAACUGAAGUUCAAAUAUCUCUUGAUUGAGAAUUUUAUUCCUCCUGAGGAAAAAAACAAGAUUAUGAACAGACUGUACUUUGACAGCGAGGAGGAUCAGUGGAAGCUGCAGCCUGUCCUACCAUCAGAGAGUGCAUCCACUCGGGUAAAGAAACGUCCUCUCUCUGCUGUGGGAUACAAGAGGCCAAUCAGCCAAUAUGCACAGAUGGCUGUUGUCACUGCUACAGGGGCUCCAUUCAGAUACCAGGCUGAAAAUAUCAUGCUGUUGGAGUUGGACAUGUCUCCACCCACCAUGUUUCAUUUGAACCCUAAUGGAGCUCACCUGGAGAGGGCCUUCUCCCCAAGGCUGAUCCAGCAUAUUCUGAAUGUUCCGGUUAGAGAGAGAAGCACAUCGUACCCGCGGGUGAGGAAAUCACAGUCCUGGUAAGAAAUACAGUCUUUUUAUUUUCUCAUGUUUGCAGCUGCCUUUGUGAGCAUACAUCUACAUACAGCCUGUCAACUCUAUAUGAUGUUUUACUGUGGUCUACAGGUGGAAUUCUGCACAAGCAUCAUCAUCAUCAUCAUUUUCCUCCACAAUGCCGACAUCAGCAUCUCAGAGCUUCUCUCCGUCGCGCAGACGGAGACCUUCUUCUGCUUCCUAUCUUCCUCUUGAGGAUCCAGCUGACACCAGCCCUUAACAUGUGUCCAUUCACCUGUGUAUGGUAGCUCCAACAUACUCCAGGCUGAGUGCAUGUCAUCACUUUGCUGCAAAGAGGAACAUCCUUCAUUGAUUUCCAAAGAUGCCUGUCAACCGAAUGGAGUGGAUAAUCUGUAAACUGGUCUUUUCCUGUUUUCUGUAUUUAUGCUUACUGAACCACAUCAUAUCUGUUGGCUUACAUUGGUACAACCAAAUAGCACAGGUAUGGCUUAAAUGUCUUUUAAGUUAUCUUUAAUAUCACAAAUCAAUCAUCAGGGUUGUCUGUGCUGUAUGUUGUGCUGCUUGCUUUUCCUGUGUGAUUUGGCAUAAACAAAGACACAUUCUGUAAAAUACCAAAAGGCAUUUUCUUAUGCAUCAUAAACAUUUAUUUCUCUCAAAGCACCUACACACAUAGAACAUUCCAAAACUAACCAUUUAACAACCCAAAUGUUACACACUGAACUUUAAUUAUGCAAAGGUUUUUUGAAAUAAACCUUUUUCUUUCUUCCAAAGACAGGGAGGUUACUGUUAGAGUAUGAUGCCGAAGAUGAGGAUCCAGACUCUGCUUAUAAAGCUGAUUUGCUUAUAUGUUUGAAUGCUUGAAGCUAACAUAAUUUUGAGCCAAAAAAAGUGUAAAGAAAGCUUGCAGUGCUCUUUUGAUCUGCUGCCUUAUUUUUUCAUUGUUGGGAAAUUGUGCAAAUCCAUUUGCUUACUCAAAUUAAAAAGACCUAAA